GUAAAAGUGGGCGCAAUGACAUGUGCAUGUUUGGCUGGCGACAGGAACAAUAUGAUCAGAACAGGGCUAGGUAGCUAAAUCGUAUGCGCAAAUUUCAAUUUCAGAGACGUUUCCAUUUUAAAGACAUUACUGCUUCCUGCGAUAAGGUAGUUGACUGCAGCAAGAAGGAAGUAGCUAACAAGCCAGUUUAUUGAGAAGAACAGAAGAAGAAACACCUGCUAAAAUAGCUACACGUGGGGAACUCGACUGUUGGAGAAGGAUAUGGAGCCCAGUGAAAAUUACACGUAUUUUAUUAUUGAGGAUGGCUACAGAUCCGGCCGAAUAUGCUACACGGAGAAAGAUCAGUACUUUAAAAAAAAGAGUGACUCUUCAUAUAUUUUGAGAGUCAAGGCUCUGGGCCAUCAGGAGACGUCUGUACAGUUCAAAGAAAUCAAGCAACUAACAAAGCAGGAGGCAGAAUUCUUGUAUGCCCUGGAAAGUGACAAGGAGAGGCUUGCUGCCUUUUGGGAGAGAGAGGGGCUGGACUUGGCCCCCACCCUUAGACAAAGCAGCCAGGUGGCAGUGAAGGUGAACGAGGAGUGGUGUCAGGGGGUGGUCCGCUACAUCGGGGGGAUUACACGCACAAAAUACUCUGACCCCAUAACAGGAACCUUUUUUGGGAUCGAAUUGCAGGGGAACGAUAAAGGAAAAGGAUUGUGUGAUGGGAAGUUUGGCAGUGAGAGACACUUCACCUGCAGUAAGAACUGCGGCAUUUUUGCCCCCUUCACCAUUGUCCGACCCAGGGACCCAAAACCCCAGGAGUCCCCAAAACCCCUGCAGGACCCUGCGGGGACCCUGGUCCUCGGAGACAGAGUGACCUUCUUUUUGAAUGACGACAGCAGCCGUAAUGGCAUGGUCCUGGCACUGGAAGGCAAUGUCGUCGUCAUAUCACCGGACUUGAACGAUAAGAAUGACAGUGCGGACUUCGUGAGGAUACCUCUGGAAGCUGUCAUUAGAGAGGAACUUCUCUCGCCAGCAGGUCCCAGCGUGAAGACACAGCCGGACACGACCGACCCCUCAGCGGGAAUGGCGAGAGACAUCGAGAGGUCCUCUGACGUCCUCGGCCUGAACUCUGUGGUGGAGGUGGACCUCAGCCAAGGCAGGACAGUGUACGGGACGGUGCGCUGGAUCGGCAAGCUGCCGGGACAGGAGGGAACCAUAUUGGGCCUGGAGCUGGAGGAGCCCAGUGGAGUGACUGACGGGACGUUCUCUGGUCAGCGUAUGUUCACCUGUCUGCCCAAAAGGGGGUUGUUUAUGAAGCGAGACUCCUGCCGUCCGGACUCCCGCUUCCAUACCCCCAGCCACAGAGAGGGGGCGCUGUCCAGGAGCAUGUCCAACAAACACAUGGAGAGAAACGGAGUGCUGGAUUCCACAGUGUCUGGCAGUGUCGCCCCCCUCAGCUCUGAGCAGGUACUGCAGGUGCUGGUGGGCAGGAUGAGGGGGAUCCAGGGCCACUGUAACUCCUGCUACAUGGACUCCGCCCUCUUCAGCCUUUUCUCCUGCUCCUCCACGUUGGACUCCCUGCUCUUCAUGUCCACACACCAGCAGGACGCUGCUGUUCAGACCACCCUGCUGCAGCAGAUAGUCAACCCCCUGCGCAGUAAGGGAUUUGUUCCUAGUGAAAACGUGAUGAAACUGCGCAGGCAGCUGCAGGAUGGGGGCCACAGCGACCACACCUUCACUACGGAGGAGAAAGAUCCAGAAGAAUUCCUGACCCUUGUUAUGCAGCGAAUUCUGUGUUUGGAGCCACUUCUUAAACUCAGGUCAGCAGGGGACAAGGUGCAGGAGAACUACUGUUACCAGAUUUUCCUGGAUCAGAAACACUCACUCAUUCUGCCAACCGUUCAGCAGCUGCUGGAGCACUCUCUCCACUGGUCCGGGCUCACACUGGCCGAGAUCCCCUCCUGCCUCAUCCUGCAGAUGCCGCGCUUCGGCAAGAAGUUCAAGCUGUUCGACAAGAUCAUUCCAUCCCUGGAGCUCGACAUCAGUGACCUCCUGUCAGAGAGUCCUCGAGAGUGUGUGUUAUGCGGUCAGCUGGCUGGUUUGGAGUGCACAGACUGCUUCACAGAUCCGACCUUUGGAAGGACAGGUUUCAAACAGUUCUGCCGAACCUGCUCUGCACAGGUACACAGCCACCCCCAGAGGAAGUUGCACCGGCCCUCUGAUCUUCGCCUGCCGGAGGGGUACCCCCCCUCGGGGGCCAGGCAGUGGGGACCCCCCCGGGAGAAGCUGCAGCUGUUCGCCGUGCUGUGCAUAGAGACCAGCCACUACGUGUCCUUCGUCCGAUACGGGCCCCGCCCCGGGGACUGGCUCUUCUUCGACAGCAUGGCUGACCGAGUCGGAGACCAGGACGGGUACAACAUCCCGCAGGUGCAGCUGUGUCCUGAGGUGGAGCGCUACCUGCAGAUGAGCCCGGCGGAGCUGGCCACUCAGGUGCCCCGGGAAAUGGAGGGCGUGGCCAAACGUCUCUUCUGCGACGCCUACAUGUACCUGUACCAGAGCCCGAGCAUGGCCCUGUACCGCUGAGCGUAGUACACCUGUACCCUUACCUGCAGCUCACCUUUAACUUACCUGUACCCUUACCUGCAACUCACCUUUAACUUACCAGUGCCUUAUCUGUGAGAUGCCUUUUUAUGUGCCUGCACCUUACCUUUUACUUACCUGUACCUUACCUGCAACUCACCUUUAACUUACCUGUACCCUUACCAGCAACUCACCUUUUACUUACCUGUACCCUUACCUGCAACUCACCUUUAACUUACUUGUACCUUAGCUUUCAAUUGCCUUUUACUUACCUGUACAUCACCUGUCCCUCACCUGUAACACCCUACCACGUGGGAGUUCUCCUGCACCAUAGUGCCAAACACAUCAGCCUGCAUCAGCCUGUCUGGCAGCUGCUGAAGACCCUACAGCCUGUCUGGCAGCUGCUGAAGACCAUCAGCCUGUCUGGCAGCUGCUGAAGACCCUACAGCCUGUCUGGCAGCUGCUGAAGACCCUACAGCCUGUCUGGCAGCUGCUGAAGACCCUCAGCCUGUCUGGCAGCUGCUGAAGACCCUACAGCCUGUCUGGCAGCUGCUGAAGACCCUACAGCCUGUCUGGCAGCUGCUGAAGACCCUACAGCCUGUCUGGCAGCUGCGAAGACCAUCAGCCUGUCUGGCAGCUGCUGAAGACCUACAGCCUGUCUGGCAGCUGCUGAAGACCCUACAGCCUGUCUGGCAGCUGCUGAAGACCAACAGCCUGUCUGGCAGCUGCUGAAGACCCUACAGCCUGUCUGGCAGCUGCUGAAGACCCUCAGCCUGUCUGGCAGCUGCUGAAGACCAACAGCCUGUCUGGCAGCUGCUGAAGACCCUACAGCCUGUCUGGCAGCUGCUGAAGACCCUACAGCCUGUCUGGCAGCUGCUGAAGACCCUACAGCCUGUCUGGCAGCUGCUGAAGACCCUACAGCCUGUCUGGCAGCUGCUGAAGACCCUACAGCCUGUCUGGCAGCUGUUGAAGCUGACGCCAGGGAUCCCUUCAGCCUUGGAAUGGCAGCGGGCUUUUGGGGCGACUAAAACGUCUUUUGUUAAUUAGCCUAUGCAACAGGACAGCUGAAACCCAGUUAGUUAACCCAGGGGUUACAGGUAGAUAAAUCAUGCCCCCUGCUGAAUCGCCUGUAGCUCACCUGUCUGUCCUGCUAUGGGGCUUUGGCAAGGCAGUCAGCCACCUCUGUGCAGGACCAAAUACUUAAAACACAAAACCUGCUCCUCUACUAGGCUCACCUGUACCAAAAUACCUGCUCUGUACUAGGCUCACCUGUACCAAAAUACCUGCUCUGUACUAGGCUCACCUGUACCAUACCUGUUCUGUACUAGGCUCACCUGUACCAUACCUGCUCUGUACUAGGCUCACCUGUACCAAAAUACCUGCUCUGUACUAGGCUCACCUGUACCAAAAUACCUGCUCUGUACUAGGCUCACCUGUACCAAAAUACCUGCUCUGUACUAGGCUCACCUGUACCAAAAUACCUGCUCUGUACUAGGCUCACCUGUACCAUACCUGUUCUGUGCUAGGCUCACCUGUACCAUACCUGUUCUGUGCUAGGCUCACCUGUACCAAAAUACCUGCUCUGUACUAGGCUCACCUGUACCAUACCUGUUCUGUGCUAGGCUUGCCUGUACCAUAAUACCUGUUCUUCACAUGUGCCAUUACCUGCAAGUUGCCUGUUUUUUUUUUUACACUACUCUGAACUUACAAUGAACACAGAAGAUACACUGUUUUUUUAGAAAUUCAAAUCUGCUCUUCAAGUCCGAUUGUUGUUUGAGCUUCAUGUGGAACUGGAAGGACAAUCUGUAUAGUUUGUGUGGAGUCGAUAUUAAUCUUUGCUAUUUUUUCAGAGGGUAAGGUUAUUUUUCAGCCAAGCCAAGCUGACCAUCAGUGGCCAGUGCCCUUAAUUAGCUCUGUGAUGCCUUUGCUUGGCAACGGAUGUAAAUAAGGAGAAGGGGAAAAAAAAAAGAGAAAACUUCUGCACUUUAAAACAAAACAAAAAAAAAAUGAAGAUGAAAUGUAUUGUUGCCAUGGAAAUUACUGUGCUGUAAAACUGAAACUUAGCUGAUCGAAGUGCUUUGACAAUCAAAAGGUGAAGCUUUCAUUUCGUAAAUUGUCUGUAAGCCUGUUAGUAGGUCGGAACUUUAGUACGCACUUUUCCAAAGGGCUUUGUGGAUUUUAAAUUUGCUUUUUUAAAAUAAAAAUAUCAUAUGUAUGCAA
Anguilla rostrata (American eel) is the source of this 4782-nucleotide messenger RNA. It is a transcript of the gene cyldl, whose product is annotated as cylindromatosis (turban tumor syndrome), like. Bases 262 to 2565 code for a protein of 767 amino acids. The record is from RefSeq and is a predicted model, not a curated record. Lineage: Eukaryota; Metazoa; Chordata; Actinopteri; Anguilliformes; Anguillidae. Gene Ontology annotation, cellular component: cytosol. The transcript is spliced from 16 exons. Gene Ontology annotation, biological process: protein K63-linked deubiquitination. Gene Ontology annotation, molecular function: cysteine-type deubiquitinase activity; K63-linked deubiquitinase activity.